AUGAAGACUGCCCUGUCUCUACUGAUCCUGGUCUUCGUUGGCCUGGUGGCCGCCUGGAGCAAGGAAGAUUAUGAGAUCUUUCGACUCCGGGACGAGCUCGCCGCAACUGAAGGGCCUAACGUGACUUUCUACGACUUCCUUGAUAUCCACCCCAACGCCAACUUAGAACAAAUCACCAAGGCCCAUCGUCAAAAGUCGCGCACCCUCCACCCUGACAAGGUCAAGCGGACCUUCGUUGCCAACUACGCCAAGGACAAGAGCAAGUCCAAGUCCACCCAGCCCGGCGUCCAUGUGAACAAGGGCCCCUCGCAGCGCGAAGUCGACGCCGCCGUCAAGAACGCCAAUGCCCGCUCCGCACGCCUAAACCUCGUCGCCAACGUUCUCCGCGGUCCCAAUCGCGAGCGCUACGACCAUUUUCUCAAGAACGGAUUUCCUCGAUGGAAGGGCACGGGUUACUACUACACUCGGUUCCGCCCCGGCCUGGGCUCCGUGCUGAUGGGUCUGUUCGUGGUCUUUGGCGGUGCCGCCCACUACGGUGCUCUGUACCUAGGGUGGAAGCGCCAGCGCGAGUUUGUCGACCGCUAUAUCCGCCAGGCGCGCCGAGCUGCGUGGGGCGAUGACUCGAGCGUGGGUGGCAUUCCGGGUCUCGACGGCCCUGCCCCUGCCCCGGCACCCCAGGAGCCUUCCGAGGGCGCGGUGGCUAUGAACCGUCGUCAGAAGCGCAUGAUGGACAAGGAGAGCCGCAAGGAAAAGAAGGGCGGUCGGGCUGCGCGUCACAACUCUGGUACUUCGACUCCUACAGAGAAUGUUGUCCCCACGGGUGAACGCAAGCGCGUCAUAGCCGAGAACGGCAAGGUGCUGAUCGUCGAGUCUAGCGGCAAUGUGUUCCUGGAGGAGGAGACUGAGGACGGUGAACGCCAGGAGUUCUUGCUGGAUAUUGAUGAGAUUCAUCGCCCUACUAUCCGGGAUACUAUCCUGUUCAGUCUGCCCAUCUGGGGCUUUAACAAGACCAUUGGUCGUAUUCUGGGCACCUCGGCCUCUCACGAGGUCGACGAGGUAGAAGAGGUUGAGGCCGAGGCCAGCGAGACUACUGCGACUUCAACCAAUGGCUCCACUCGCAGACGUGGAAAGCGUGCUCAACGGUCAUAA
This is a messenger RNA of Penicillium chermesinum, 1149 nucleotides long. RefSeq lists its product as uncharacterized. NCBI's taxonomy places the organism in Eukaryota, Fungi, Ascomycota, Eurotiomycetes, Eurotiales, Aspergillaceae. The record is from RefSeq and is a predicted model, not a curated record. Gene Ontology annotation, cellular component: endomembrane system. Bases 1 to 1149 code for a protein of 382 amino acids. The transcript is spliced from 3 exons.